Arachis stenosperma is the source of this 960-nucleotide messenger RNA. Its product is annotated as AT-hook motif nuclear-localized protein 17-like. The transcript has a single exon. The record is from RefSeq and is a predicted model, not a curated record. Gene Ontology annotation, cellular component: nucleus. Lineage: Eukaryota; Viridiplantae; Streptophyta; Magnoliopsida; Fabales; Fabaceae. The coding region runs from base 1 to 960 and encodes 319 amino acids. Gene Ontology annotation, molecular function: DNA-binding transcription factor activity; minor groove of adenine-thymine-rich DNA binding.
AUGGCUGACCAUGGUAUCACCAUGUCACUUUCCCACACCUCCGACGACGACUCCUCCGACCACAACACCCCUGCCACCGCUGCUGCCGUCGUCUCCAGGAGGCUGCCACCCUCGUCCUCCACCGGCAACCAUUCAUACCACCAUCACCUCUCCGAGCCCCCGCCCCAGAAGAAGCCACGUGGCAGGCCUCCGGGGUCCAAGAAUAAGCCGAAGCCACCCGUGGUGAUCACUCAGGAAAGCGACCACGUGAUGAAACCGGUGGUGAUCGAGGUUGCCGCCGGCUCCGACGUGGUGGAGGCGGUGGUGAGUUUUGCCCGCCGGCGCCAGGUAAGCUUGUCAGUGUUGAGUGGGUCAGGAACCAUUGCGAACGUCACCUUACGUCACCCUUACUCACAUGCUCCUGCAUUAACCCUCCAUGGACCCUUCACCUUGUUGUCGUUCUCUGGAAGCUACAUCGCUGGCCCUUUCACUCCUUCACCUCGUCCUCUUCCUCUUCCUCUUCCUCUUGCCUCUCCAGCUUCCGCUUCCGCUUCAACGGAUGCUUCCUCAGCCAUCCCUACCCCCACCUGCUCCAGCUUCGCUGUUUCCUUCUCCGGUUCCCAGGGACAGAUCUUCGGCGGGGUUGUGGCUGGGACACUCGUGGCGGCCAGCACGGUUGUGGUGUCGGCCUCCGUCUUCAAGAGGCCUGAGUUCCACCAGGUUGGCGAGGGUGUGAGUGCUGGUGGGCGUGACGGUGAUAAUAAGGACGAUGGUGAUCGUCAUAAUAAUAACUACAGUAAUGCAGGUGGUGGCGAUCAUCACGGUGGUUGUGGUGCAGUUGUGAGUGAGAACCCUCUUACUGUGUUCAAUGUGGGGAAUGGCGGUGGUGGAGGAAACGGCAUGAAUAAUAGCCACCCUGCUGAUGUGAACGUCAUGCAAUGGGGCCACACUCUCUCGGCUUCUCGCGCUGCCAAUUACUGA